AUGAAAGAGCAAGACAAAGUAUUUUCUCCGAAAGUUGAUGAGUCUUUGUAUUCACGACAGUUGUACGUGAUCGGGAGCGAGGCCAUGAAGAGGAUGCUUCGCUCGAGUGUGCUGGUUCUUGGGCUGAAAAAGUCCGGGCUGGAGCUCGUUAAGAAUCUUGCAUUGGCCGGGGUUAAGGCCAUUUCUGUGCACGAUCCAAGCCUUGUCGCGCCCGAAGACCUUAGCACGCUCUACUACUGCACAGAGUCGGAUAUUGGGGACCGCGUCGACAAAAGCAUAGAGUACAAGCUGAAAGAGCUGAACUCGCAGGUGUCGAUACAUGUCCUGGAGACGGCCCCGCAGGACGUCUCUGCGUAUACGGCAGUCGUGAUGAACGAUUUCCCCCUUGAGGACCAAGUGCAGAUGGACGAAGCCUGCAGGAAGCUCGGCAUUCCGUUUGUGGCUGUGCGCACGAAAGGCCUGUUUUUCCAGGUCUUCUGCGACUUUGGGGACUCCUUCGUCACAACAGACACAAACGGGGAGGCGCCGUACAUAGGAACCAUCAAGGCAGUUUCCCCGACAGGAGAAGUUACCUUGGUGGAGGAAGAGAGGCACUCCCUUGAAGAUGCAGACGAGAUAUCCGUGAAAAACAGAAAAUACACGGUGCGAGACGCGAAGGCGUUUACCUUCUCCCUCGAGGGAUACGCAGGAGAAAGCCUCUCCGGGGAAACUUUUGAGCAAAUCAAGAAGAAAAGCGUUGUCCGCUUUAAGGCGCUGAGGGAGGCGAUGGAGAGCCCGAUAAUACACUCGGAGUUCGCAGGAUCGGACAUUUUGCACAGGUGCUUCCUUCUGUACGACGGGCUGAGAGAAGCCCCCGUUGAGGCGGCAGUUGCAGCAUACCUCCAGAAGUACCCGAUAAACGAGGAGGACGUGCACAUCGUGCGGGAGUUCUUCCGGCAGCCAGACACCUCGAUUUGCCCGAUUACGUCCAUCUCCGGGGGGAUAUCGGCCCACGAAGUCCUGAAGGCGUGCAGCGGAAAGUUCACGCCUCUGCAGCAGUUCAUGUACUACCACGCGCUGGAGGCACUUCCCCCGAGCAUGUACAAGAAGAAGACGGAGAGAGUGCAGACGACGAAGAACAGGUACUCGGCCGUUGUGGAGAUAUUUGGCGAAGGCGCAGACGCGAUAUUUAACGCUGGCGUGUUCGUGGUCGGCGCAGGCGCAAUUGGGUGCGAGCACAUGAAGAACCUCGUUAUGCUCGGAAUGGGAAAAACAGGAAGAGUUGCACUGACGGACAUGGACGCAAUUGAAAGGUCGAAUUUAAACAGGCAGUUUCUCUUCAGGGAGCACGACAUUUCUCAGAUGAAGUCGGCAGUGGCGGCGCGGGAGGCUGCUGCACUGAACCCCAGCGCCAGAGAGAGCCCCGUCAUGGCGUACGUGUCGAAGGUCGGGAAGGAGACAGAGUCGCUCUUCAACGAUGAAUUCUACGGGAGAGUAGACGUCAUUUUAAAUGCGCUCGACAACGUGGAGGCGCGCCUGUACAUAGACAGCCGAGCUAUUUAUCACAAAGUGGCUGUUAUUGACUCGGGCACUCUUGGGUCGAAGGGGCACACGCAGGUCGUUGUCCCGGGAGUGACUGAGCACUACGGAAGCACAAAUGACCCGCAGGAGAAGUCUAUCCCCCUUUGCACGAUCAGAAACUUCCCGUACCAGCCCGUGCACUGCGUGGAGUGGGCACUUGCAGACUUUAAGAGCCUUUUCUACGAGAGGCUCGUGGAGGCGAAGAAGGCCCUUGGGGAGGCGUCAACAGUCGAGCUCCCGGAUAGUGCAGUCGUGCUCCUGCACACGCGCCCGAAAACCCCGAGCGAGGCCUUGAAGUACGCCAUAGACUUGUUCGUGGAGAGGUUUACUGCAGGCCCUUUGCGGCUGUGCGAGUCUUUCCCGAAGGACCACAUGACGGAAGAGGGCACGCCUUUUUGGAUACCCCCGAAAAGAAUGCCCUCCCCCGUGGAGCUUUCUCUUGAGAAUCAGGACCACAGGAAGUACGUUGAAAGCGCGUACCACCUCGUGAUUCGGACGUUUGCCCUGGAAAGUCUCCCCUUUGAAGACGCCCUGAAGGCGUACACGGAGAAAAACACGCUCCCCCGCGGAGAGGCUGGCUCAGCCGAAAUUCGGGACAAGGAAAUCGAGGCCAUGCGCAGGGACUUGGCAGGGGAGGAGCUGCAGAGCAUUUCCCUGCAGGAGGAGGAGUUUGAAAAAGACUCCGAAACAAACGGGCACAUUGCAUACAUAACAGCAGCGUCGAAUAUUCGGUCGACCGUAUACGGGAUACAGACGCUGGACGCCCUGGAAAUAAAGAGAAUUGCAGGGCGAAUCAUCCCAGCAAUAGCCACAACGACAGCCGUGGUUUCUGGCCUGGCCCUGGUCGAGGCCAUUAAGUUCCUCCUCUGGAAAGAGACGGGAAUUGCCCAGUACAGGAACACCUUUGUUUCUUUGGCGCUUUCCUUGCUCAUGGCCAGCGAGCCAGUCGCCCCGCACAGGGAGAAAAUCACCCUUCCCGGAGGAGUCUUGGAAGUCAGCCCGUGGGAUAUGCUGGAGGUGAAGGACGAGCCGCUUGAGGAGAUUCUCCAGAGGCUGAAGAGACUUUGGGGCGUGGAGAUACACACGGUAAUGAGCGGCCUGACUGUUUUGUUCUGCACGUUCUACAACAAGCAGAAGUUUAUGGAGAAUCUGAAGAAGAGGCCCUCCGAGAUAAUUUACCCUUCAGGAAUACCGCAGGGCGUGCAGUCCGUGAGAAUAGACCCGGUCGUGGAGGACGAUGAAGGAAAUGACCUUCCAGUGCCCUUUGUUAAGGUUUUGCUGAAGUAG
Messenger RNA from Nematocida major, 2847 nucleotides. RefSeq names its product ubiquitin-activating enzyme E1. Gene Ontology annotation, biological process: protein sumoylation. Gene Ontology annotation, cellular component: SUMO activating enzyme complex; cytoplasm. Gene Ontology annotation, molecular function: SUMO activating enzyme activity. Bases 1 to 2847 code for a protein of 948 amino acids. The transcript has a single exon. NCBI's taxonomy places the organism in Eukaryota, Fungi, Microsporidia. The record is from RefSeq and is a predicted model, not a curated record.